Messenger RNA from Bolinopsis microptera, 1125 nucleotides. RefSeq names its product probable inactive tRNA-specific adenosine deaminase-like protein 3. The transcript has a single exon. Gene Ontology annotation, biological process: tRNA wobble adenosine to inosine editing. The record is from RefSeq and is a predicted model, not a curated record. The coding region runs from base 18 to 986 and encodes 322 amino acids. Gene Ontology annotation, molecular function: tRNA-specific adenosine-34 deaminase activity. Gene Ontology annotation, cellular component: cytoplasm; nucleus. Lineage: Eukaryota; Metazoa; Ctenophora; Tentaculata; Lobata; Bolinopsidae.
CAUUUUCAGAUCAAAUAAUGAUAAAAGCAUUUCUCCCUGACUCAGUACUGGACCGCACCUCACCUUCAGAAUCUGCUAUUGCUCUCCGCGUACUCAACAGAACACUACUGAGCUCUCUUAUCCGAGUGGUAACCACCCAGUUCCCCUUACCUUCAUUUAAACGGGUCAUCCAGCGCGAUAAUUCCUGCCUACUUCUUAUCUGUAAAGUAUCUCAGCUACAGUCCCAGUUUGAAAACCCUGAGGAGAUAUCAGUUGCUACAUCAAACCACUUGAUAAGUAUUCUCAAUAAUCCUGAUAAAGGUAUUUCGCCUGGUGACUUACUUCUUGUGACAGUACCUUCUUGUUUGCCUCUAAUAGAGGCACAAAGGAAGAGCUGUCAAUGGCCUGUUUCUUUUCAUCCUAAUAGAGAACUUGAAAAUAAGAUAGCAGGGCUGAAUUUCAGUAAAGACGAGAAAUUGUUGAUAAUAAACAGGGUGUCAAAUCUUUUAACACAGUGUAAAGAAGCAUCCGUCAGAACAAAUUUAUCAGUGAAUUUUGUAAUAGUAGUUAAUCCUAAGACAGGGGAAGUGAUAGCUACAUCUUCUACUUGCACAGACAGCUUGUUGGGACAUGCCACUAUGAAAGUUGUAGAUAAGAUAUCUCUGAGACAAAAUAAACGAAACCUUAUCUCUUCAGAAAGUCCAUGUGAUUUAACGUCAUGCAAUGGUAAUGGCAAGCGUGGACCGGAACAUGUUUCACAGCCUGUGAAGAAGACUAAAACGGACCCUUCUGUUCCUGAUGAUUAUCUUUGUACUGGAUAUGAUAUUUACCUUGCUAUCGAGCCAUGUGUCAUGUGCACUAUGGCUCUUGUUCACUCCCGGAUUAAAAGAAUAUUUUUUGGGAAACGCAGGGAGGAUUUCGGAGGUCUUAUUGAAGCAAAAUUACACGAAAUUUCUGCGCUGAAUCACAGCUUCGAGGUUUAUAAUGUUUCGAUAACUGGAGAUUAAGAAGUCCAAACUCCAAGUCCGGUACCAUGAUUUUAUAUUAUAUUCUACUGUUUUCAUUGGAUUUUUACAUUGCUUCAGUCGAAUUCAUGACUCCUUUAAAGAUCCUUUUUAAACAUUUGUCCUUUGGGUGGAGCAAAUU